Molecule: messenger RNA, 885 nt
Organism: Rhagoletis zephyria (snowberry fruit fly)
Lineage: Eukaryota; Metazoa; Arthropoda; Insecta; Diptera; Tephritidae
Cellular component (GO): nucleus
Source: RefSeq, a predicted model, not a curated record
AUGGAGAUCGAGAAUGAGGGACGCGAAAGGCACAAGAAAGGCGACAAACCCGCACCCGCCGAUAGGUGGAAGAGCGGGCCCCACAAACAGGCACACUUACCCGCACCUGCUGAAAAGCAGAAGAGCGGGCCACAGCGACAACAGCAGCACAGACCCGCGCCCGCUGAAAAGCGGAAAAGCGUGGAACCAACAGGCUCCAACAAAAGAGGUAGCAACCAGGUCACUCCGCCAGGGACACCGGGCACCAAACGGCAGCGGGAGCAGCCACCCCCUCCGAACUCAUGGUCUAGGAGCCUGGGCGGGCCGAUCGAGCAGGGACAGGCGCAGGGGGGUUCCACUCAGCAACCCAGCUAUUCGGAAGCCCUCAAAGGCAUUCGGUAUGCACAGUAUUCAAAUUCUCUUCCAAUUGCUGACAGGGUUCUUAAUUGUUUUUCUAAUAAUUAUGAUAUUUUUUAUGUUAAUAGCUUUAAAAACCGACAAAAAAUGACAUUUGAUGAUGCACGUGGAAAACCCGAUCAGGAAUUCGACUUAUCAAGAGACCCGCGAGGAGAUAUUGAGUAUUCACCAAAGGUGGUAACUUUCUCAUCCGUUCAUCACCUUUCUUUACAUUUUCCUUCUAAUUUCGGUGACGAUGUAGCACGGAUCUACUAUAUUGGCCUUCGCGGCGAGUUCAAUGAGGCACAUUACCAUGGGGUAACAAUAUGCACUUAUGAAGCACGCCCAAAUGUCAGCGAUCACAAAACUGAAACCUACGAUGCAGUGAAUCGCACAAUACAAUAAUGAAGUGAUAUAAUAAUACUUACAUUUAUACUGGACCGAAUUGCGUGCUUUCAAAUAAAUUAUUUUAAUGUGUUUACAACAAACCGUAUGAAAACAAACACUGUA